Messenger RNA from Verticillium alfalfae VaMs.102, 892 nucleotides. Its product is annotated as 60S ribosomal protein L9. The transcript has 4 exons. Gene Ontology annotation, cellular component: cytosolic large ribosomal subunit; ribosome. Gene Ontology annotation, biological process: cytoplasmic translation. Gene Ontology annotation, molecular function: rRNA binding; structural constituent of ribosome. Lineage: Eukaryota; Fungi; Ascomycota; Sordariomycetes; Glomerellales; Plectosphaerellaceae. Bases 98 to 679 code for a protein of 193 amino acids. The record is from RefSeq and is a predicted model, not a curated record.
CCAGUUCCAGUGUCCCGAGUUGAAAGUAGCCAGCCUCACGACAACCUCGAACCGCCGACGACUUUUCGCCCAACAAUCCCCCCCCACCACCGUCAAGAUGAAGUACAUUCACUCUGUCGAGUCCGUCGAGAUCCCUGAGGGAGUCAAGGUUCACAUCAAGUCUCGCAAUGUCACCGUCGAGGGCCCCCGUGGCAAGCUUGUGAAGGACCUCAGCCACCUGGCUGUCAACUUCUCCCAGCCCAAGAAGGAUCUCAUCAACAUUGAGAUCCACCACGGCUCCAGGAAGAACGUCGCCACCCUCCGCACCGUCCGCUCCCUGAUCAACAACCUGAUCAUCGGUGUCACCAAGGGCUUCAAGUACAAGAUGCGUUACGUCUACGCCCAUUUCCCCAUCAACGUCAACCUCGACAAGAACUCCGAGACUGGCCUGUGGGAGGUUGAGAUUCGCAACUUCAUCGGCGAGAAGAUCGUCCGCAAGGUCGUCAUGCACGAGGGUGUCGAUGUCGAGAUCUCCAAGGCCCAGAAGGACGAGCUUGUCCUCCUCGGCAACAGCCUCGAGAACGUCUCCCAGAGCGCCGCCGACAUCCAGCAGAUCUGCAGGGUGCGCAACAAGGAUAUCCGAAAGUUCCUUGACGGUCUCUACGUCUCCGAGAAGGGCCACGUUGUCGAGGCCGAGUAAAGGGUCGGCGCAGUGUCUCUCGGGUUUCUUUGCAUUCUGGGUCUUGAUACAGGAGUGGCAGGGUUUUUUUCUUCGCAUGGCACAUUUGUAGCAAAGGGGCUACAGGCGUAUACCAAAAAGCAAGACACGACCAUCCUCUGGGCGAAUUCACAUCUCAGCGACCCAGAUUGCCACACUCCUGUCCAGGAUGAAUGAAAUGCUAUGUGAAGCGGC